AUGCGCCCCUCGGCAGUCCUUGCCGCCGCCGUCACCAUGUCCGCCAACGCCAACACUGCCGCCGUUGCUGCUCACCCGUGGCUGGCUCCCGGAGCCGACGCCGUCCGCGGCCCCUGCCCGAUGCUCAACUCGCUCGCGAACCACGGCUACCUGCCCCGCACCGGUAAGGAGAUCAGCAUGGCGGACCUAAUCAGCGGCCUCGGGACGGCGCUGCACUUCAACGAGAGCCUCGUGCGCACCCUCGGCACGCCCGCGUUCGCGACGUCGACGACAGGAGACCCGAACACCUUCAACCUCGACGACAUCGCCAAGCACAAAGUCAUCGAGCACGACGGCAGCCUGUCGCGCGCCGACUUCGCCGUCACGGGCGACGCAAAGACGUUCAACGAAACCGUCUGGGCCGAGACCAGGGGGUACCUCGAGGCAGGCGCGUCGGCGGAUGCAAAGGUCGACUACAAGACCAUGGCGGCGGCGCGCAGCAAGCGCAUCGCGACCGCCAAGGCCACGAACCCGCAGUUCGACCUGCCCACCAGCCAAGUCACCGUGUCCCUGGGCGAGUCCGCCGUGAUCCUCGGCACCAUCGGGCAGAGCUUCAGCGAGCCCGCGGCGCCGCUGCAGUGGAUGAAGGUCGUCUUCGAGGAGGAGAGGCUGCCGUUCGACGAGGGCUGGGAAACGUCUGCCACGGAGAUCACCACCGCUCAGGUCCUCGGCCUGUCGCAGCUCAUCGCUACCAGCAGCACCUAA
Messenger RNA from Colletotrichum graminicola M1.001, 744 nucleotides. RefSeq lists its product as uncharacterized. NCBI's taxonomy places the organism in Eukaryota, Fungi, Ascomycota, Sordariomycetes, Glomerellales, Glomerellaceae. The record is from RefSeq and is a predicted model, not a curated record. The transcript has a single exon. Gene Ontology annotation, molecular function: peroxidase activity. The coding region runs from base 1 to 744 and encodes 247 amino acids.